Messenger RNA from Odontomachus brunneus, 1612 nucleotides. It is a transcript of the gene l(1)10Bb, whose product is annotated as protein BUD31 homolog. Bases 117 to 551 code for a protein of 144 amino acids. The record is from RefSeq and is a predicted model, not a curated record. Lineage: Eukaryota; Metazoa; Arthropoda; Insecta; Hymenoptera; Formicidae. Gene Ontology annotation, cellular component: spliceosomal complex; nucleus. The transcript is spliced from 3 exons. Gene Ontology annotation, biological process: mRNA splicing, via spliceosome.
ACGCACGUAUAGAGGGCAACUUCUAUGUUUAAUCUGACGUACAGAAGAAACGCGCAAGGAAUGCCAAGUGUGGUGAGAAAGUAGUUUGCGAGGUAUUAGUGUUUGGAAAAGAAAUCAUGCCGAAAGUACGGCGAAGUAAGAAACCGCCUCCUGAUGGUUGGGAGCUGAUCGAACCUACCCUAGAAGAGUUGGAGCAGAAAAUGCGCGAAGCCGAAACGGAACCUCACGAGGGCAAAAGAAAACAGGAAUCUUUAUGGCCAAUAUUCAAGAUACAUCAUCAAAAAUCGCGUUACAUUUAUGACUUGUUUUAUAGGAGGAAAGCGAUCAGUCGCGAAUUAUAUGACUACUGUUUGAACGAGAACAUAGCAGACAAGAACUUAAUAGCCAAGUGGAAGAAGGUUGGCUAUGAAAAUUUGUGUUGUCUGAGAUGCAUUCAGACCCGAGACACAAAUUUCGGCACAAAUUGCAUCUGCAGGGUACCCAAAGGCAAACUAGAGGAAGGCCGUAUCGUAGAAUGUAUACAUUGCGGUUGUAGAGGAUGUUCAGGCUAAACGAUGAAGAACAGGAUCUUUCUUCAUAUAUACAUAUAUAUAUAUAUAUAUAUAUAUAUAAGGCACUUCAUUUUUUUUAUUGCUGCAAAAUUACAUCAAUAUCUCGAGUUGUCUGUAAUAAAAAUAAGUUUUAUGUGGUUGAUACAUUUCCCUUUUUACUUGAUCAUCAAAUUCCACUUAUUGUACUCUGUAAAUCGGGCGGCAAAGUAAAGCGGCGUUUGUACACGCCAGUCAUAAGUGACACAUUUAUUUUCAGACUCGAUAUUCAUCCGCAACACGUGAGCAUUCUUUCGGAAGGCAGAGAUCGUAAUGUCUGUGCCGAAACGCAUUCUCGGCAAAUGCAUCAGUUUCUUUUCACCAUCCAUGAAGAUCGUGCCUCGAGGUGUUAUCAUGAGAGAAGAUCGUCUUUUCAAAGUGUCGCUGCAACCUCGCGGCUCAUGGACUAACGCGAUACCCUCAUCGUCGUUUCCUUUUUGCGAAACUUCUAAAAACUGUUUACCAUAGGUAAAUUACAGUGCAAAAACGUACAUAAUUUUACAUUGUCUUUUAUAUAAUUACCUUGAAUUCAAUUAUAUAAUUUGCGUCGAAUUGAGGACCGUGUGAGAAUAGUGUGCUUGUAAUAUUCGUAAGUUUCGCCGCUACCUUACCGUUGUUAGUGAUCACGUAGUCUUUAUUAUCGAGCCCCCAACCUGCGAUUGUUUGAAACGAUUUUCACCAUUUUGUUGCAUUAACACCAAAUAAGAUAUUUUGUAUCGAAUAAUGCAAAAUUAAAAGUAUCAAUUCCCGGACAAGCGUCUGAUUCUGGACGUUCUUAUUGUUUUGAUCUUUAAAUACGAAUAUUUAAACUUUUAACGUAGAAUAUAUGUACAUAUUCAAUAUAUAUGUAUAUAUAUUUCUUAUAUCUUUAAAUUUUAAAGAUCAAAACGAUAAGAAUGUGUCCAGGAUGAGGUACAUAUCCAAGCAUUGAUGCUUUUAUCUUAUUUGUAAAUUGUAAAUCAAGUUUGAAGUCUCUAUUUUGUAACUUGUAAAUAUUUUGAAAAAAAAAAACUAUUUUUAAUAUA